AUGGACAGCAGUAAUUGCAAAGUUAUUGCUCCUCUCCUAAGUCAAAGAUACCGGAGGAUGGUCACGAAGGAUGGCCACAGCACACUUCAAAUGGAUGGUGCUCAAAGAGGUCUUGCCUAUCUUCGAGAUGCUUGGGGAAUCCUAAUGGACAUGCGCUGGCGCUGGAUGAUGUUGGUCUUUUCUGCUUCUUUUGUUGUCCACUGGCUUGUCUUUGCAGUGCUCUGGUAUGUUCUAGCUGAGAUGAAUGGUGAUCUGGAACUAGAUCAUGAUGCCCCACCUGAAAACCACACUAUCUGUGUCAAGUACAUCACCAGUUUCACAGCUGCAUUCUCCUUCUCCCUGGAGACACAACUCACAAUUGGUUAUGGUACCAUGUUCCCCAGUGGUGACUGUCCAAGUGCAAUCGCCUUACUUGCCAUACAAAUGCUCCUAGGCCUCAUGCUAGAGGCUUUUAUCACAGGUGCCUUCGUGGCGAAGAUUGCCCGGCCAAAAAAUCGAGCUUUCUCAAUUCGUUUUACUGACUUAGCAGUAGUGUCUCACAUAGAUGGCAAACCUAAUCUUAUCUUCCAAGUGGCCAACACUCGACCUAGCCCUCUAACCAGUGUCCGGGUCUCAGCUGUACUCUAUCAGGAAAGAGAAAAUGGAGAACUCUACCAGACCAGUGUGGACUUCCACCUUGAUGGCAUCAGUUCUGAGGAAUGUCCAUUCUUUAUCUUUCCACUAACCUACUAUCACUCCAUUACACCAUCAAGUCCUCUGGCUACUCUGCUCCAGCAUGAAAACCCUUCCCACUUUGAAUUAGUUGUAUUCCUUUCAGCAAUGCAGGAGGGCACUGGAGAAAUAUGCCAAAGGAGGACAUCCUACCUACCCUCUGAGAUCAUGUUACAUCACUGUUUUGCAUCUCUGUUGACCCGAGGUUCCAAAGGUGAAUAUCAAAUCAAGAUGGAGAAUUUUGACAAGACUGUCCCUGAACUUCCAACUCCUCUGGUCUCUAAGAACCCAAACAGGACUGACCUGGAUAUUCGCAUCAAUGGACAAAGCAUUGACAAUUUUCAGAUCUCUGAAACAGGACUGACAGAAUAAGAUUUAUCUAUGGCACCAUAUUUUUUAAUGUAUUAAAUAUACCCAGCCAGUUAUGCAGCUACUUUUCCUUCAUUGUAUCUUAUGUUUUCUUUUUUUCAAUGCUGAUUAUACCUGUCUGAUUACGUCAUGGUAAUCAUGCCUAUGCCCACAAAAAAAUGGCUGUGCUAACAAUACACAUUCUGGAAACAUAACAUUCUACCUUACAAAGUUUGUAUCUGUGUUAUCUGCAGAAAUCGGUGUCACUCAACUUGACAGAUUCUUAUACAGAAAAGUUGCUGUGAAUUUAUAAAGAUGCGGUGCGAUACCAGUUCUGAAGUUAAAAUGGACUGUGAAGUUUAACACAGCUGAACUGUAAGAAAAUCAACCAUAAACGCUCAUUUUCAUCUGCAAAUCGAAGCAAGAGUCUAGUUUCAAACCCAGCUCCCUGGGUAGAAUGAUGAUUUCACAAUAUUUAGUGAACAUUCUUUAAAAACUUAUUUUUUUCAAGACAGCAAAGAUCAUUCCUUUGGUUCUUUAUACUACAAAACUAGGGUAAGUAUUACCUCCUUAAUUUUUAACAGCUAAGAACAAAAAUUCACGAGAAAAACAACAAAGUAUAGAUUUAUACAUAACCCUAAAAGCAUUUGGACAAGACAUCCAAACAGAUGUAUAUGUUUAUAUAUUUGUGGCAGAAGGUGAUCAAAGAAAGUUAAGAUGAGCUCCAGCCCAAAAGGAACCUGCAGGGUGGCUUUUUGGCAAGGAGAUACAAAAUUAUAUCUAAUUCAAAACGACUCUGCAUAAUAAUCAAAUAGUGAUUUAAAAACUUUAAUCACCUAUUCAUCUGAAUGGCUUCUAGUAACCUAAGUAAAAACAUCCCCUUCCUAAGAUCCAUAUGAUGGUAUAAAAAAAAAAUCACCAUAGCUCUAAAUAAUUCACAAAUGCAAACAUAGGUAUAAAAGUUUAGUUAGAUAUAAUGCAACCAGAAAAAAAAAUCUCCAAUAGAUAAAGCAAAAAAUAAUUAGGCAACAAAGUAUUUUCAAACCCAAAUUCCUGUUUCCAACUUCAAAUAGUUUUUUCUAUAAACACAAAAAGUGUUUAUUCACCAGUAGGAGGCUGGACUAGAUGAACUGUUAUUUCUUUCAGAAUCUAAUACUCCAUAAAAAUUAUGUUUUUUCUGCUUUGUUUUCUAUUUUAUAUAUGCUAAAAUGAACGCUUUCCCUUACAUCCAGUUUAAGACAAUCCUUUGUAUAAUUUUCACUUCAAUUAAAAAAAAAAAAGAAAAAAAAGAAGCUGUCCUCAAACAAUACAAUAACCAAAAAAGUCACCCUAUCAGAUUUCAAACAGAUUUGUGGCUGUUCUUCUUUUCUGAAAUUUCCCUUAUUCAGGUUUUUGUGGGAAAAGUGAAAGAUUAACCUUUCCCACUGGUGAUGGCCUAGGUAGGAAUCAUCCUUGGAAAUAAAUACUAGCUGAGUAAAGGCAAGCAGCUGUUAAGAGCAGGGUAUAGCAGCAAGUCACAUUUUUCUACUAUUUGACCAAAAGGAAAAGAAAAUAAAGAACUUUGGAGUCAUCUAAGACUGAUAAUAGCAGAAGAAUAUCAAGAACACAGAAACUUAAUUAUUAUUAACUUUUGCUGUUUGAAAAUCUUAGGCAUUCAUUCUUAAGUAGUAGCCAGACCAACAGACUUUUUUUCCCCAACCCAAGACUAUUGUAACACGUAAAGACAGAGGGAAUUUUUAUUUCUAUAAUAAAUUAACAAGAUUCACCUAACCUGUGAAAAUAAAGUAGUAUUGAAGACU
Messenger RNA from Lemur catta (Ring-tailed lemur), 2858 nucleotides. It is a transcript of the gene KCNJ13, whose product is annotated as potassium inwardly rectifying channel subfamily J member 13. Gene Ontology annotation, biological process: regulation of monoatomic ion transmembrane transport; potassium ion import across plasma membrane. Gene Ontology annotation, cellular component: plasma membrane. Gene Ontology annotation, molecular function: inward rectifier potassium channel activity. Bases 1 to 1083 code for a protein of 360 amino acids. The record is from RefSeq and is a predicted model, not a curated record. Lineage: Eukaryota; Metazoa; Chordata; Mammalia; Primates; Lemuridae. The transcript has 2 exons.